Molecule: messenger RNA, 636 nt
Organism: Acytostelium subglobosum LB1
Lineage: Eukaryota; Evosea; Eumycetozoa; Acytosteliales; Acytosteliaceae
Exons: 2
Source: RefSeq, a predicted model, not a curated record
UGCCUGUCAUUCGAGUUUGGCGAAGGAGGCCUCGGCUCACAAUACAUGUCGCGAGCAGAGUGUCUUGGAAUCGAUCCAUCAACAGGCCACAUUGGCUAUGUCAACGGCAUGGGAAUGCGCAACUUGGUGAAUGCUGGCCGCGACAUGGUGUGGAUGUCGGACAACCUGUGCGACGGAAACAACCUGCACUACGUCUAUCACUCGACUCAUGUUGAUGAGCGAUUCGUGGGCCGGGACUACCGUGGCCUUGUCAAGGACGUGCUUCGAAUGGCUGCGGUCAAUGGAGGCAGCUACACCAAGACAUCAUAUCUCGUGGCACAACAAUGGAUUGACUAUCUCGACUCCAAUCCAAGUAAGAACUACCUCCGCUUACUUCAUCUCAGUGGACAAGUACUCAACUUUGUUAAAUUGGAAGAUAAGUUGAUCAAUCCUUGGGGGAUGAACACACAUCAGAUUGGCAAAUGUCCAAGAAUAGUCAUAGUUCCACAUCACACUCAACAAGACAAUCCUCACAACAAGUCAAGUCAAGAUUUCAAGUCAAUAGUUCGGCCCUAUAUCCAGAGAUUCAUGCUUGAUGGUAACCUUUAUGACCCCAACCAAGUCCAAUGCGGCCGAAUGAGGCCGAAUGAGGCUAAC